GGCUUGGUUCACAGCAAUGGCUAUGAUGAGCAACGUAUGAAGAUGCUUGGUUCACUACAAUUGCCAUUCUCUGGUAAUGUGGGGAAGGGUGUUGAAGACCAUGGUGCAGAGCGCAGAAUGAGAAGUGCAGCGUUUGACCUGUACCAUCAUCGUGUCGUGUCGGUGGAACUUUUUGGGAGGCCGGGGAAGUUUCUCCAUAUUCGUACUACGGUUUUGGUGGACAUUUUGCUCUCUGUCUGUGGAUCUUUAACUAGCUUGCUCAAUUUUAAGAUCAAGAAGUGA
Sphenostylis stenocarpa is the source of this 282-nucleotide messenger RNA. NCBI's taxonomy places the organism in Eukaryota, Viridiplantae, Streptophyta, Magnoliopsida, Fabales, Fabaceae. The record is from the annotation of a GenBank genome assembly.